Messenger RNA from Linum tenue, 1445 nucleotides. Lineage: Eukaryota; Viridiplantae; Streptophyta; Magnoliopsida; Malpighiales; Linaceae. The record is from the annotation of a GenBank genome assembly.
AUUACUUAAUAGCGAGGGGUCGAGUUGAGACAGAGAUCGCUGACCCGAGCUAAGAGCCAGCCAUCCAGCCACCGCCGAUUUUACGUUUCCGCUCCUGCCUCGACUUCGGUUUCAAUCCUCAUGGAUCCUUCUCUCUGAUACCCGAUCAUCCUGUUAGCUUCAUUCACCCUGUUUGUUUUCCCCUGAAAUUCAGCACACAGGCCGUUCUUUUUGGGGAAGAAAGGACAACAAAUCGAAGCUAAUCGGCCGGCCUCCCGUCGUAAUUGCUGGUUAGGAUGACGACUCCUUCGAGGAAGAGAUUGAUGAGGGACUUCAAGAGGCUGCAGCAGGACCCUCCUGCUGGUAUUAGCGGUGCUCCCCAAGACAAUAAUAUACUACUCUGGAAUGCUGUCAUAUUUGGGCCGGAUGACACCCCAUGGGAUGGAGGUACGUUUAAGUUGACACUUCAGUUCACUGAGGAUUAUCCAAACAAGCCGCCAACAGUGCGGUUUGUCUCCAGAAUGUUCCAUCCAAAUAUCUAUGCAGAUGGGAGCAUUUGCUUGGACAUCCUACAAAAUCAGUGGAGUCCUAUUUAUGAUGUCGCUGCAAUACUCACAUCAAUCCAGUCUUUGCUUUGCGAUCCAAACCCAAACUCGCCAGCAAAUUCAGAAGCCGCAAGGAUGUUCAGCGAGAACAAGCGCGAGUACAAUCGAAGAGUGCGGGAGAUUGUUGAGCAGAGCUGGACUGCCGAUUAGGGUUUACUCUGUGGCUUGUAACUCCAAAAUGGAUGAAGUGUCCAAGUUCAAGUUAUAACAUUAAAAGACUGACAUAAGCGUGUGGUUGUUUUGUUGCUCCUUGGAUGUUUUGCUUGCUUGCUUUCCGAGAAUGAACUGUUGGCAUUCUCAUUGCAGUGUUUGUUGUAUCAAAUCAAAUGAUCUGCCUUCGCAUUUUUUUUUGUAUACAUGUAGAGUAAGUUUCCUGUUGGGUCUAUUCUGGGCGUGGAUUGUCAAAACAUUGGUUCUUGAUCUGCUCCCUCUACUCUGAAUCUUGACCUUGGCUGCCUGGUGGGAAGCCUAAGAGAACGUAGGAACUAAAGGUAUUGAUAUAGGUAAAGGAUUUCAGGUGGGCGAGGCCUUGCGUGCAUUCUGGUAAAGGAUUUCUAUUAUCUAUUAACUAGCCAAUGUGACGAUUCAAGAGACUGGGUGAAGUGUGGAGAUCAGACCAGGUGAAAGUGUAUCUAUUUAGAUUUGGAAGGUCUUGCCCAAGGCUGUCAACUCACAGGUCGAUCCGCUGAUUGGCCUGUUUUGAUUCUGACCCGGUAAGAACAAUGGGCUACACACCCGCCGAGUCGACCUGCUGCAAGGUUACCAGGUUAAAGGUCACACGAUAUCAUUUUACAUUUUGCUUUGUGAAAUGCUACUCUUUUACAAUUUUCCUUUUCUCCAAACCCUAUUUUUGAAUUCUAA